AAAUGAACACCGAAGGGGAUGUCCCUCCUUCUAUGUCCGGUAGCUGUGCUGUGUGUGUCGACAGGGUAAUAUACUUGUUUGGAGGACACCAUUCCAGAGGCAAUACGAAUAAGUUCUAUAUGUUGGAUUCAAGACCGACAGACAGAGUGUUACAGUGGGAAAGAAUGGACUGCCAAGGGAUUCCUCCAUCAUCAAAGGACAAACUAGGUGUCUGGAUAUAUAAAAACAAGCUAAUAUUUUUUGGAGGGUAUGGAUACUUACCUGAAGAGAAAGUCCUAGGAACUUUUGAAUUUGAUGAAACAUCCUUUUGGAAUUCAAGUCAUCCAAGAGGAUGGAAUGAUCAUGUACAUAUUUUAGACACUGAAACAUUCAUUUGGAGCCAGCCUAUAACUACUGGGAAAGUACCUUCACCCCGUGCUGCCCAUGCCUGUGCAACGAUUGGAAACAAAGGCUUUGUGUUUGGAGGCAGAUACCGUGAUGCUAGAAUGAAUGACCUUCACUAUCUUAAUCUGGAUUCAUGGGAGUGGAAUGAAUUAAUUCCACAAGGCAUGUGUCCAGUUGGUAGAUCUUGGCACUCAUUAACACCAGUUUCUUCAGAUCAUCUUUUUCUCUUUGGAGGAUUUACCACUGAUAAACAGCCAUUAAGUGAUGCCUGGACUUAUUGUAUCAGUAAAAAUGAAUGGAUACAGUUUAAUCAUCCCUACACUGAAAAACCAAGGUUAUGGCAUACAGCCUGUCCCAGUGAUGAAGGAGAAGUAAUUGUUUUUGGUGGGUGUGCCAACAAUUUGCUUGUCCAUCACAGAGCUGCACACAGUAAUGAAAUACUUACAUUUUUAGUUCAGCCAAAAUCUCUUGUAAGGCUAAGCUUAGAAGCAGUUACUUGUUUUAAAGACCUAUUAGCCAACUCAUGGAACUGCCUUCCAAAACACUUACUUCACAGUGUUAAUCAGAGGUCUGGUAGUAAUAACACUUCGGGAUCUUAAGGUCUCAUGAGGCCUCUGAUUACCUUGCAUGGACAGCAAUUCUGUAACAUCACAGACUGGUAUAAUUAUGUGCAUUUUUGUAGUUUGCAGCUUAUUAAUUUUAAUGUGCAUGUGAAUGGCAUAGAGAACCUAUUUUUAUGUCUAAGAUGUUUGCAAUAAACGUAUUUGACAUUAGGGGGAUUUUACCCCAAGGAA
Echinops telfairi (small Madagascar hedgehog) is the source of this 1178-nucleotide messenger RNA. It is a transcript of the gene KLHDC2, whose product is annotated as kelch domain containing 2. NCBI's taxonomy places the organism in Eukaryota, Metazoa, Chordata, Mammalia, Afrosoricida, Tenrecidae. The record is from RefSeq and is a predicted model, not a curated record. The coding region runs from base 3 to 983 and encodes 326 amino acids. The transcript is spliced from 11 exons. Gene Ontology annotation, molecular function: protein binding.